AUGCCAUCCCAUCCGGCCCCCACGUCUCGUCCUCAGCCCCAGCAACAGCAACCACAGCAGCAACCAUACCGCUACAUCCGCGUCCCCAAAUCCGACCCGCCCGCGCUGCAGCGCGCCGCCAGGAGCUACCGCGCCCUCCGUCUCUCGGCGCUACAGCGCUCGCCCGCCUCCUUCUCGUCCACGUACGCCGACGAAGCCUCGUGGCCGGAGAGUCACUGGCUCGCGCGGCUGGGCCGAGAGGGGUUUGAGACUUUUGCUGCUGUUGUCGCGAGCAGCUCUGCUGCUGCUGCUGCUGCUGCUGCUGAGAGUGGGGACCCUGGGCAGGAAGGAGGGAGGGGCGAGGAGGAGUGGCUCGCGCAAGUCACGCUGAGGGGGCCGAUACCGUAUAAGAACGCGGGGUGGGAAUUGCCGGAGGAGAGUGGGCAGGUGGCGCAGAGGAGCGAGGAGUGGGAGGGGGAGGAGCGGUGGGUCAUGACGGGGUUGUUUGUGGAUGAGGGUGCGAGGGGAAGGGGGGUUGCGGCGGGGUUGGUCGGGGAGGCGGUUCGUUGGGUUGAGGAGGAGAGGGUGGAGGAGGUGGGAGGGGAGGCGGAGGAGAGGGAGAGGGUCUUCAGGUUCAGGGUGAUGAUUGCGCCGGAUAAUGAUGCGAGUCUGGCGUUGUUUAGAAAAUUGGGCUUUGAGGUUUGGGGGAAUUGUACUAUGAAGGAGGGGGCGGAAGGGAACGGGGAGCCGUUGCCUGCGGGGUGGGAGGCGAUGGGCGCGAUGUGGACUACGAGGCGGGGCUGGAUUUUGGGGAGGGUCGACGUUGUGAAGGCUUGA
Molecule: messenger RNA, 816 nt
Organism: Cyphellophora europaea CBS 101466
Lineage: Eukaryota; Fungi; Ascomycota; Eurotiomycetes; Chaetothyriales; Cyphellophoraceae
Exons: 1
Coding region: 1-816 (271 amino acids)
Molecular function (GO): acyltransferase activity, transferring groups other than amino-acyl groups
Source: RefSeq, a predicted model, not a curated record